CACAAUUAGUGAUGGCAGGAGAGGUCAGGAGUUGGGCGGAUGACACCGCGAAAGAGCUCACUGCCAGGCGGCGUUCACCGUACAAGUGAGCCACCGGUUGAUGGAGGAGAGGUGCGUGUUUUUCCGUCCUCAACAUUACUCCAACACAUGACAACGACAAGGACUGAGUUGGCGGCGCAGAUUAAUGAUUACGUAAAGCAUCGGACUACAGUAGCAUGCAGCCGCGGGCUCUCAUAUGAGCUGGAAACUAAUCCUCUAAUGUAGUCAUAGUACAAUUGUAGGCGAAUGUAUCUCGUUGGAGACUCCUUAAAUAGACAUUAUAACAGGCAAAGGCGAGUUUGUAGGUAUGUUCCACCGAGGGAUUCGAGCCCUCGAUGUGUGACGUCAGGCAAAGCAACUACUUUUGUCCCGGGCAACAGCUGGCCGCUUCUACAACAAGAAUCCAUGAUGUCCAUCGCACUACUUGAAACCAAGUCAUGUUGGAAUUGUGUAAUUGGGAGCCAUGGUGCCAAUUGCAACCCUUAUAUAUUAUUAGAAACAAAGUCUUAGCCUCAAGCACCAUCUGAUCUGUGAUGGACAUCCACACAUUUUUAAAAAGGGAUAUGGUUUUAUUGCCCUUAAGAGUAUUCUCUCAAAUGCCAUAUUUUGCCACAUAAAAUGCCUUUAAAUAUUAGAGCUAAGCCGGCACAGAACAAGCUAUCUGCUGCCUCAAAGAGCAGCGGGCACACAGAUGGCAAUGCAUCUCAUUCACAGUAUUCAAGGUCCCCAAAACAGGGAAAAGGUAAAAAAAAAAUGGUCAGCUCUACCCCAGCAAAGGUCAGCUCUACCCCGGGAUGCCGCUCAGGGCUAGAACCUGGCUCAGUGUCGGGGGGACUCUCUGCACCAGUAUCAAAAAUACCUGGGGCUCAAGGAUCGGUGUCAGGGGCCAGUCCAAAUAAGUUAGUUGUAGCAACAGAUAAAAGAAAGACCCCUGGUUUAGCAGCCUCGCCGAGGGGUAAAACCAUGUCAAUGGAAAACAUACAGUCUUUAAAUGCUGCUUAUGGCACUUCAGGCGCAAUGUACCCCAGUGAACGAAAGACUUUGGAAACCGCUGGCAGUUACCCUGUCGGCACCAUGACUGUGGGCAGGAGCAUCAGCCACUCUUCCUACAGAGGCCAAGCAACUUGUAUGGGCAGCAGUCCAACUAUUAACUCAACAGAGGCAAAUCACCUGUGUAACCACUAUGGAGACCAAACCUUUAGACCCGCAGGGACAUACAGUCUACAGCGGCAACUGUCUGGGACACAUGCACUGACACAGGAUACAGUUGGUCAUGGAGAGGCCCCUUUUGAUCUCCAAGUUCAGCUAAAGGAGCUGCAGAGGGAAAAUAACAACUUAAGAAGAGAACUGGAUGGCGGAAAGGACGGAAGGAUAGGCCAAAGUAUUAACAAUGUCAAUUUCUGGAGUCCGGAUGUCAAGAGAGACAAAGGCGUUAGACGGGAACAGGGAGCAAGAACCUCUGCCCUGAAGGACCACUAUAGGAUGGAUCAAAAUGUUAUUCAGCUUCCUUUAACAGUUCAAGACCUCCAGGAUGAGCUAAGGGCCCACAGGGAGAUGAACAGCCGCUUACAGCAACAGCAUCAGCAAGGGACGUCCGGCUCGUGUCGAGAACUUCGCAUGGACCAGGACCACAGAGGGGGACUUAGCCCUGGUCACACCCCCAAGCGAAGCCCCAGCAAUCUCCACAGUCCGGGUCCAAAGAACAGCCCAAGAGCGAGUCCAUCCAACACAUACAAUCCAAGGCAGAAAGAAGCUGACAUCAUCAUUCACAGCUCUGGGUAUGGCUCGAACAGCCCGAUAGCCACACAAAGAGCCAGCCCAGCUAACACCCUUAAGCCUGGGCCAAUGCACAGCCCAAAUCAAGUGGCAGUACCCGGCCCAAGUAUGGUUCCACACUGCAGCACUUGCCAGGUGCCAGGGUGUGAUGGAUUAUCUUCAUCCCCACAGGAUCCAUCACAAGAGAAUUUCCACUACCUGCAGUCAGAGCACGAGCGGCAAGCCAAUGAGCUUUUUCUGCUAAAGAAAACCAUGGAAGAGAUGGAGAUGAGAAUUGACUCUCAGAAGCAAACGCUGGGUGCUCGAGACGAGAACAUCCAGAGUCUCCUGGAGAUGCUUCAGAGUCAGGGCCAAGUUCAGAGACAGCGGGGUCGGGGACAGAGAACAAGCAUCUUAGCUAUGGCAGCACAGGAGGCUGAAGCCCAGCUGGAAAACAUGCAUGUGAGAGAGAAUACCACACCUCAUUUCUGUUUUGAUCCUGAUAUUGUAUGGCAGGACACCAAGAUCUCUUCAUUGGAGCGGAAUAUCAGAGACUUAGAAGAUGAAGUCCAGAUGUUAAAGACCAGCAGCCUGCUCCAUCCUGAUGACAGGCAGGAUGAGCUCAAGCAGGUGGAGGUCUACAAGAGCCAUUCUAAAUUCACAAAGUCCAAGAUAGAGCAGCUGAAGCUAGAGCUCAACAAGAAGGAGUCCGAGAUGCAAGCCCUGCAGACCAAAUUGGAAACACUAACCAAUCAGAAUUCAGACUGCAAGCAACACAUUGAGGUGCUAAAGGAGUCACUCAAUGCUAAGGAGCAACGUGCAAAUACACUGCAGACAGAGGUAGAUGCCCUCAGAGUGCGUUUAGAGGAAAAAGAGCAGUUCCUGACGAAAAAGAACAAGCAGCUUCAGGACCUGACUGAUGAAAAAAGCACCCUAACGGGAGAAAUCAGAGACAUGAAAAAUAUGUUGGAUGUCAAGGAGAGGAAGGUCUAUGUCCUUCAGAAAAAGAUUGAGAACCUGUUGGAACAGUUAAAGGACAAGGACAAACAGCUUACUGGUUUGAGAGAUCGAGUCCAUGGCUUUCAAACUGACUCCAGCAACACGGACACAGCACUUGCCACAUUAGAGGAGGCCCUAUCUGAGAAGGAGCGAGUGAUUGAGAACCUUCGAGAACAGAAGGAGCGGGUGGACAGGGUUCAGCUGGAGGAGCUAGAGCGAAUGAGGAAGGAGAACCAGGAAUUAAAGGACAAGCUCUCAGCCAUUCAAACUCAAAAACUGUUCCCCAGCCAUCCUGCAAACCCCAGCCCAAACCAAGGCCUCAGGCCCGAUGUAGAGGUUCCGGCCAAAAUCGAUGUACUUCCAGCCAUAAGCGCCAGCUCCACAGCCCAUGACACAGAGGACACAUUGUGGAAAUGUCCAGACAUUACAGAUCGCCUGAGGCUUCUAGAACAGGAAGUGGCUCGCUACAGAGAGGAAUCUGGGAAGUCGCAAGCCGAGGUGGAAAGGCUGAUGGGGGCACUGAGAGACGCUGAGGUGGACCGAUCUUGUAAAGGGAAGAUCAUUAAUGAUCUUGAGAGGCAAAUCAAGGCUCCUCAUAUCCAAAAACAAACGGUGCCCGGAGAACUAAGGAAAGAUGCCCAGACAGAUGGACAUCCACACUCUUUAUCGCAGCUGGAGGAGCUAAUGCGGGCCCUGGAGAAGACACGACAGGAGCUGGAUAGCUACAAGUUGCGUUUAUCCUCCACUCAGCAGACCCUGCAUGAACGAGAUGGACAUCUCACCAGCCUGCGACAGGAACGACGGAAACAGCUGGAGGAGAUUCUGGAGAUGAAGCAGCAGGCUUUGUUGGCAGCCAUCAGUGAGAAGGAUGCUAACAUAGCCCUCCUGGAGCUGUCUUCCUCCAAGCGAAAGAAAGCCCAGGAAGAAGUGAUGGCUCUAAAGCGAGAGAAAGACCGCCUUAUGCACCAACUCAAACAGCAGACUCAGAGCAGAAUGAAAAUGAUGGCUGAUAAUUAUGAGGAAGAUCGCAUCCACCCGCAACAUUAUCCGCACCAUCCUCUCCGCUUGCACGCCACAAAUGUUCAUCACCAAAGCCUGCCAAGAGGGCCCCCUCAUGCCAACCACAGACCCCCUAUGGACCAGGAUGAUGAGGAGGGGAUAUGGGCAUGAUCUGACAUCACCGUGGGAACCUUCUGUACAAACUGCUUGGACAGCCAGGUAUCAAGAGGUCCAGGAGCUUCAACUACACAUUCGGACCUCCCCUCCUUUUUCCCCACUCCUCACUAUUACUGCCAGACGUACGCACAUUUCAGGACCCACCACUUCACGCACUUCUGAUGAGCUCUGAAUGUUCUUCUUUGCUGACAAAUGCCAUGACCCUAACGUGGGCGUGCGUCAGUCGUCAGCGUUGGGCUUCGUUUAAUGUGGUCGACUGCCUUCAUGUCUCUCACCGUUUGAGAGGAGAGGGGGGGGGACUGUGGGCGGGAUUCAUUUCUCAGUUUUUGAGUUCCGGCGCUCUUGACUACUAAGUAGCCCAGCCAGAGCCAGUGUAAUACUCCAUAAAAGUCUGCUACACCUGUACUUGUUUAUGACAGCAGUAACGUGUUUAUAUGUGGAGCUAAAUAUCGGAAUUUGUAAAUACCGCAGCAUGGACUUCACGCCCUCAAAUCCACCGAGAUCUUCUCAAUGUACCGUGCCAAAGGAGACAUCCUGUUUGCCGAAGCACACUUCAAAUAUUGGACUGGAUUUGAAUCUUGUGUCAUCCAAAAGACUCAAAACAAUAAACAUAAAAACUGUCAUAUGUUUCUCUUUUAUCUUGUUUCUUUAACCUGUUGUGCAUUUGUUUGAAGAAACAGUAUCAUGUUCCUGUUGUUUUUUGUUUUGUUUUCUUUACAUUCGUUCCACAUUCAAGUGCCACUCUUACUGUUUUAAAGGUUUAUUAUGUAAAUCUGAGUGCAACAUAUUUGUAAAGAAGUGACUUGCAAGGUGACAUGUAAAAUACUUCAGACUUCACAAUGAACACUUGGACUCGAGCCUUAUUACCUGAAAUUACACAAUCUACUAUGGAGCCAAAACACUGCCAGGAAGAUAAGGUAUUAAAACACAAAAUGACAUUGUAGAAAAAAUUGUAUAGGCACCGAAAUGAAAUAUAAAGAUUGCCAUUGCAAUGUCAUGAUACAAAAAAAUAUCAACCCAAAAAUGUUAUUUUUCAAUUUGUUGCCAAAACGUGUUUUGGUGCCAAUUAUACUUUUUCUACAAUGUCUUCUUUUUUUUCGAUACCAAAUCUUCCUGGCAGUGUUGUGGCUCUAUAAUCUACUCACUAAAGCAUAACAUGUCAAUAUAUUGCUGCCAGACAGCAGGAACAUCUGACACCCGUUAGAAUUGGAUCUAAAAUGUAAAUUUCCAUUACUGGACUCAACACACUCCUUGAGGUGACGACAAUAUAGUAUGAUGUGCUGUGUUUUCAUUAAACUCAGUUUUUUUGUUUUGUUCCAUUUGAUCCCAAUAUCCAUUUUUACAGCUCGUAUGUGUUUUGGGGGGCUUCGUGUUACCUCUACCAUGACUGUGAAUGUUUGUGGGGGUCACGGUAUUCACCCUGGACUUCCACAGUCCCUCAGUGUUUUGCAGUGGUCAGCAUGUUUUCUGUUAUUUGAAUAAACCUCGUCUUCGCAGGAACUCGGAGGUGUGCUUUGAUUGAAACAUUGUCAAUAACAUUAACUUUCACAAGGUUAGUGGUCAAACGGAGUGCAACAUUGACUAUUUUCACAAGAUUAAAGUUUCACCGCCACUAAUGGCAACUACAACAAUAGACGCUUGAAGUUACCAAGACAAGAGUUUUUCGCAGUUUUCAUGGUCUACCAAUUCUCUCUCGCUCUCAUAAACUCAGCCAGAUGUUGCCCGGGUGUUCUUCCUCAGGGAAUAUGGGGGUGGGGGUAGAUG
Messenger RNA from Entelurus aequoreus (snake pipefish), 5733 nucleotides. It is a transcript of the gene erc2, whose product is annotated as ERC protein 2. Gene Ontology annotation, biological process: maintenance of presynaptic active zone structure; neuromuscular synaptic transmission; regulation of synaptic plasticity. The transcript is spliced from 17 exons. Lineage: Eukaryota; Metazoa; Chordata; Actinopteri; Syngnathiformes; Syngnathidae. The coding region runs from base 658 to 3963 and encodes 1101 amino acids. Gene Ontology annotation, molecular function: structural constituent of presynaptic active zone. Gene Ontology annotation, cellular component: cytoskeleton of presynaptic active zone. The record is from RefSeq and is a predicted model, not a curated record.